Molecule: messenger RNA, 333 nt
Organism: Protopolystoma xenopodis
Lineage: Eukaryota; Metazoa; Platyhelminthes; Monogenea; Polystomatidea; Polystomatidae
Source: the annotation of a GenBank genome assembly
AUGACCAGAGGCGACAGCUAUCGCGCUGCGACCUCUGGUGGGUCAAAGAAGAAGAAGGAUAAGCAAAAUAUGGAUGAGUUAAAACAGGAGUUAGAUAUGGAUGAGCAUAGAAUUUCUCUCGAUGAGUUAUAUGCACGACUCGGAACGGACCCGAACAGUGGUCUUUCUGCAGAGCAAGCCAAGAUUCGUUUAGAAAGAGAUGGACCGAAUGCCUUGACACCUCCUAAGACAACUCCUGAAUGGGUUAAAUUUUGCAAGACUCUUUUCGGUGGUUUUUCCCUCCUUCUAUGGAUUGGCGCCGUCCUCUGCUUUAUUGCCUUCGGUAUUCAAUCU